Messenger RNA from Telopea speciosissima, 876 nucleotides. Its product is annotated as expansin-A15-like. Gene Ontology annotation, cellular component: extracellular region. Gene Ontology annotation, biological process: plant-type cell wall organization. NCBI's taxonomy places the organism in Eukaryota, Viridiplantae, Streptophyta, Magnoliopsida, Proteales, Proteaceae. The transcript has 3 exons. The record is from RefSeq and is a predicted model, not a curated record. The coding region runs from base 35 to 784 and encodes 249 amino acids.
UCAUUAAUUUAUGGGGUUUUAGUUUGUGCAGGAAAUGGGCUUCCUUAGAAUUUUCCUAGUAGCCCUUUUCGCUUUGUUGUUAAGAUCUGUUCAUGGUUACAAACAAGGGUGGUCCAAUGCCCAUGCUACCUUUUAUGGAGGUGGUGAUGCUUCUGGUACAAUGGGAGGAGCUUGUGGGUAUGGAAAUCUAUACAGUGAAGGUUAUGGGACAAACACAGCAGCACUGAGUACUGCUCUGUUCAACGAUGGAUUAAGCUGUGGAGCUUGUUACGAGAUCAAAUGUGGAAGUGGAUGCAAAUGGUGCUUAACGGGAUCCAUCCUAGUCACAGCAACCAAUUUCUGUCCACCAAACAAUGCUCUCCCAAAUAGUAAUGGAGGAUGGUGUAAUCCUCCUCUCAAGCACUUUGAUCUCUCUCAGCCUAUUUUCCAACGCAUAGCUCUGUACAAAGCAGGGAUAGUCCCUGUCCAGUAUAGAAGGGUUGCUUGCAAGAAGAGAGGUGGAAUAAGAUUCACCAUAAAUGGACACUCAUACUUCAACCUUGUGCUAGUGACAAACGUUGGUGGAGCUGGUGAUAUUGUGGCCAUCUCUAUCAAAGGCUCUAGAUCAACUAGUUGGCAAUCCAUGUCUCGGAACUGGGGACAAAACUGGCAGAGCAACUCCUACCUUAAUGGUCAAGCUCUUUCUUUCAAGGUCACAACAAGUGAUGGACGAUCUGUGAUCUCCAACAACGUUGCUCCUUCCAAUUGGGCCUUCGGUCAGACCUACACCGGAGGACAGUUCUAACUUCUAAGCUCUCUCUCUCUCUCUCUCUUCCCCAAAACUAACCAAAAUCAUCUUUCUAUAGAUUAGCUCAUUAGGCAGGAGAAUCCAGAGUU